Molecule: messenger RNA, 2157 nt
Organism: Hansenula ciferrii
Lineage: Eukaryota; Fungi; Ascomycota; Saccharomycetes; Phaffomycetales; Wickerhamomycetaceae
Gene: LST4
Product: Lst4p
Exons: 1
Coding region: 1-2157 (718 amino acids)
Source: RefSeq, a predicted model, not a curated record
AUGUUGGGUAGAUUAUUUAAUAAUAGAUCUAAUGAACAAUUAAAUUCUCAUCAAAAUUCAUCAAUAAAUAUUUGUCAUACCAUGAAUAAUAUGAAUAGUUUAAACACUGGGAAUAAUAUUAUUGAAGAUUUAAAUUCAAGAACUAUUCUUUAUGGUACUUCAAAUCCAAUAUUACCAAUAAAUAUAAAUUUAUCAAAGUUUAGAUUAUUUAUUAUCCAGGAUAAAGGUGAAUUAAUGGUUAAAAAUAAUUUUAAAAUUUAUUAUGAUUCAAAUAUAACAACAACAAAUAAUGGUACUACUACUAAUAAGAAUAAAAUUGAUUAUAAUAUUUUCCAAUUUUUAGAAAUUAUGUUUGGAAAUUCAAUUCAUCAUGAUUUCCAAUCAAAUGAAACCAUUAAAAUACAUAACUUGGAAUCAUUACAAUUUACUUUAAUUUCAAAACAUUUUAAUAUAAAAUUAUCAAAUCAAAAGAAAAAUUUAAAAUUUGCCAUUGGUUUAAUUAUACCAUGUUCAAUAGAUUUAAUAUCAACAACUAUAACACCCAAUUGGCAAACAAUAAUUCAUUAUUUAUCAAUAUUCCAAUCAAUAUUUAUUAAAAAUCAUUUAUUAAAUUAUAAUAAUUAUUUAGAUAUUUCAAUAUUUUACAAGAAUUUCAUUAAAAAUUUAAAAAAUUUAAUUAUAACUCCAAGAUUAUUACCAGGAUUAAAUUUCAUUAAUAAUAACUUCUUCCUCAAGAAAUGGUGUUUUGAAAUUAAUAAUUGGAUUGAAAUUAAAGAUGGUUCAAAACCUUGCUUAGUUAAUGGUUCAAAAUUUUUAUUAACUUUAUUAACAAUUAUUCAAACUGUUAAAUAUCAAUUGAUUAAUAAUAAUAGUGAUGAAUUUAUAAGAAUUAUUAUAAUGGCUUCAAAUUCAAUGGUUGCAACAAAAUUAAUUUUUAUAUUGAAUGGGAUACUACCAUUUAAUUUAAAAAUUAAUCAAUUAAAUGAUGGGAAUAUUGAAUUAAAGAGAGAUACAACAACAACAACAACAACAAACCCAAUAAGUACAGGUACUCAUAAUGAUAAUCAAUAUCACCCACCUUCACCUCCAACACCACAUCCAAUGAAAAAAGGUUGGGAAAUCCCCAAAACUCCAUCAAAAUCAAUAACAACACCAUCAUUAAUGACACCAUGUAAAUCAUUAAUUAUUCAACCAAAUUCUUCAACAAAUUCCUCAAUCCCCACAUCAAAUUCAAUGAGUUAUUUAUCUUCUUCAUUAUCUUCAUCUUCAACAAAUUCAUCUUCAACAAUUUUUUCAAAUUCUUUAACUAGAGGAUUCCAAUAUUUACAAAAUUGGAAAAAUUCAACAAAUAAUGGGAAUACAGGGGAUGUUAUUUCUUCAGGUUCAAGUUUUAAAACUCCUUCACCUGGGUUAGAAUAUGAUGAUUAUCCAUGGAAUUCAAAUCAUAAUGGUUCAAUAAAUAAUAAUAUUUCAAAUGGAUAUAGUACUGGUAGUAAUAUGAAUACCAUGAAUAAUAAUUCAAUUAAAUUUAAAAAAAUUGAAUUAAAUUCUUUAAAUAUUAAAAGAUCAACAACAACAUUAUUCAAGAUUAAUAAUAAUAUUUCCAAAAAUGGAAUUGAAGGUAAGGAUAAAUUUUCCCAGGAAUUUAAUGAUCUUAUGAAUUCAGAUAUUGAUUAUAAUUAUAAUUAUGAUUCAUCAAAAUCUGUAUCAAUCUUAGAAAUCCCAUUUGAUGAUGAAGACCAAGAAGACUCCGAGGAUAAAGAUUAUGAUUAUAAAAAAUUACCAAAAUUAUGUGGUUAUGUUCAAGAUUAUUUACCAGAUUUCCAUAUUCAAGCAUGUCCAAAUUCUCAAGAUUUAGAAUCAAAGAUAAUAUCGUCAAUGAAGAAUUCAUUAACUCAAUUUAACAAAUCCAAGACUUUUUUAAUUUCAUUAAGAAUUAGAGAAAUUAAAGAAAUUCAAUUAACAAAAAAUGAUGAAAAAAGGUAUACUUCUUCAAUAAGGAAAAUUUAUUAUAAUUCAAAACCAAAUUUGAAUUAUUUAAAUCAAGAUAAUUAUACCAAAAUUGAAAUUUUAUUUGAAAAAAUUAGAAAUUUAUUUAAACAAGAUGAAAAUGAUGAAGAAAUUAAUAAAAUUCGGGAUUAUUUAAAGAAUUUAUGA